Messenger RNA from Chrysemys picta bellii (western painted turtle), 4891 nucleotides. Lineage: Eukaryota; Metazoa; Chordata; Testudines; Emydidae. The record is from RefSeq and is a predicted model, not a curated record.
AACCGUUGUGAUCAGCUAGGAUACGCCUAUGCCACAAUAAAACACCUGCGUCGCAGCCAUGGCUGGCUUGGGGCUCACGCGGGUUGGGCUCUGGAGCUAAAAAUUCCAGUGUAAACAUACGGGCUCAGGCUGGAGCCCAGGCCCUGAAACCCCUCGAGAGGGGGAGGGUCUCAGACCCCGGGCUCCUGCCUGAGCAUUAACGUCUACGCUUUUAGACUAUUUUUAGUCCCACAACCUGAGCCUGGUGAGCCCAAGUCAAUUAACAGGGGUUCUGUGCUGCAGGUUUUUGGUUGCAGUGUAGUCAUACUGAUCUGACCUCCGGUCUACCACAGGCCAGGGAACUUCCCCAGAAUCAUUCAUAGAGCAGAGCUUUUAGAAAAUACAUCCAACCUCGAUUUAAAAAUGGUCAGUGAUGGAGAAUCCACCGUGGCCCUUGUUCCAAUGGUUAAGGCUCUCACUGUUAAAAAUUCACACCUUAUUUCCAUUCUGAACUUGUCUAGCUUCAUCAUCCAGCCAUUGGGUGGGGUUAGACCUUCCUCUGCUAGACGGACGAGCCCCUGGUUAAAUAUUUGGGCCCCAAGAAACCCCAGAGCUGAUGGAAGAGAUGACCAGGGUCUUGCUCAAGUUCCCAGCACUCCUCUGCGUCUCAGAACUCCUCCCUGGACCCCUCACAGUCCUUUGUGAAGAACACGUCCAGGCUGUCAAACAAAACCACCCCCACCCCAGACAGGUGGAAGUGUCACUCAGCCAGCCAGGAAGUCAAGGUGUCUACCCACACUAGGGAACAAAGGCUGUCUACUGUGUGUGGUGGCAGCAUGUCGGACAAGAUUCAUGGUGACGUGUGCUGUGAAUAUGGGGCGCUUGUCUAAUGGGGCCCCUUUCCCUGCUGGUUUUGGCCAGGGGGUGGUAUUCUGUUGCCUGCGGUCUCUGCGCUGGAGGAAGUCCCCACAGGCUCUGGCAACACCCUGUAACGUUUGUUUGAUCCGAUAAACAGCUCGGUACGCCUGGCGCUAGCCAUGUCACCUAUCCACUCCCCAGGUGCUGAGUACUGUUAUUAGGCAGAGGGCCCAGCAGACACAGGAUUCUCUUCGAGAUCCAGGUCCUAAAACCAGGCCUCCCUAAGAGUUUUUGUGUAACCAGGUGGGCCAGUCCUGGCUGUCCUCAGUGCGGUAGGCUAUCCCAGAGUGCAUUGCCCUGCGUGCUGCCGGUGCUGCUCUGAGUGCAGGGCUGCCAGGCGCUCUGUCCCCUGCUGAGGCACUAUGGGAUAGCUGCCUGCAUUUCCCCACAGUGCAUCAAUCUGAACACAGCCAGGCAGCAUUUUAGGUGCAGGGGCACAGAUUUAACCGAUGCAGGGUUGGGUUGUGGAAAAGUGUCGGGCUUCUGUCGCCAGGCCGGCUGAGAGAGCUGUGGCCUGGUUACAAAAGCAUAGCGUGACGGAAUUCUUGUCUACACGGGGAAGCGGUCUGGCCUAGCCAUAGUGGGCGAAUUAUUCUGGGCGGGUCAAUUUCCCUGUGUCGUCAAGCCCUUGUAGUGCACAAGUGCCGUAUGCACAAAGACUCAGUUGUGGAGCUAAUGACCCAGCAAUGCUCGUUAGCUAUUGUGCUCAUUAAAGCACCUUAAAGCACAGAAACACCAGCUCACCCGUAAGCUGCAUCGACACGUCUGCAGAGGGAGUAACCCCUGGUUCUUGCCUUAGAGUUUUCAAUCCAUCCACAAAAACUGUUGUUAUAGGGGAGUUAAGGACGCUUAGCAGCACUUUGUUCCCUUCCAGAACAGGCAAGUUGGCAGCCAAAGUCGCUCCGAGGAUCAGAAGAAAUACUUGGCUGCACAAGAUAAUGCACCAAGCCAGGCCAUUAUACGCUCACUGCCUGGCCUCAGCGCUAUGUACUGUGUCUCCCACCCUGCUCUCACUGCUGUGUCUGCAAUAAGCACCAAGCCUAAAUUUUAAAAACAGGACAUUUCUGGGCAGCUGUAUCUCAGGACCCCCUUGAUCAAAUGACCCCGGGACGGCUCCACCGAGCUGAACUAGCCUCGGAUCUGGGAUGCCAGCUUUCACUCUGCCUGUGAAUUUCAGAGCACUUUGAAAUGCUGCCUUUACAAAGAAACGCUGCUCCAGCCUGCGUCGCUAAGCCUGCUCCUGCUGGCAUGCUGUAGCUAUCGCAAUCACAUACAUCACUCGGACAACCAGCCGGAAAGGCUCCUAACUGCUGACCGAUCGGGUUUUGAAGCUGCCUCUUGGUGGCCAACGCUAGCUGAGCUGAGGGGCAGCCCAGUGAUAGAAGCUGCAUGAGCCCGGCCGAAACCGGCAACGCCCCCAGGUGCCAGCCCCUGCCCGCGGAGCCCCGCUGCCAUGAGAUGCUUCCCAAAGCGCUUGCUCGCCACUGCCCUGACGCUCCUGGCUCUGCUCCUGCUCCUCAGCCUCUGCCUGCAGCGCCCGGAGGACCCACUAGUGGAGGAGGUGAAGCGCUGGGUCCAGGAAAUGGUGCUGCAGCAACUCCAACCCGAUGGGAACCUGCGCAGCUUCCAGGAGCUGUGGAACGCUUCUGCCUCCAGGAACGUCUCCUAUCGCUACCUUGCCGGCCACGCCCCCUCUAGGAAGAAGUUCCUCACUGUGGGGCUGUCGUCUAUCAAGCGGAAGCGAGGCAACUACCUCCUGGACACACUGAAGUCCAUCUUUAAGCAGUCAACCCAGGAGGAGCUGGAGGAGAUGGUGGUGGUGGUGCACCUGGCUGACCCGGACUCGGAGUGGAACACCCAGGUGGUGACAGACAUUACCGCAAGAUUCACUCCCCACCUCCUCCGGGGCCAGCUGCUGGUUAUCCAUGCCCCUCCGGAGUGCUACCCGCCCCUGGAAGGCCUGAAGAGGAACUACAAUGAUGCCGAGAAUCGAGUGCAGUUCAGAUCCAAGCAGAACGUGGACUAUGCGUAUCUCCUCAGCUUCGCUGCCAACCUUUCCUCCUACUACCUCAUGAUUGAGGACGACGUGCAGUGCUCCAAGUCCUUCUUCACUGCCAUCAGGAAGGCAGUGGCAUCCCGGGAAGGCUCCUACUGGGUCACUCUGGAGUUCUCCAAGCUGGGCUACAUUGGCAAACUCUACCACUCCAGCGACCUGCCCCAGCUGUCCCAGUUCCUGCUGCUGUUCUACCAGGAAAUGCCAUGUGACUGGCUGCUGGGGCACUUCCGCCUGCUGCUCACCCAGAAGGAGGUGAUUCGCUUCAAGCCGUCCCUCUUCCAGCACAUCGGCCUGUACUCCUCCUUCCAGGGGGCGGUCAAUCGGCUGAAAGACGACGACUUUGAGGCAGAUUCCUUGGACCUGCCUGACAACCCCCCAGCUGUGAUGUUCACAGACAUAGACACCUUUGAGAACUACCUGCCCAGCAAGGCCUACAGCACGAUGCCGGAGUACUUCUGGGGGAAAGCCCCAUCUGCCGGCAGCCACUUCACCAUCGUGUUCCACCAGCCUGCCCGUAUCUCACGGCUCCAGGUCCACACCGGCUCCGAGGAGCACCACACCGACUAUCUCCACUCAGGGGCCGUGGAGCUGGGCAGCCAGCAGCAGGGGAAAGGCAAGGGCUGCUCUACAUACACCCACGUCGGAGUCUUUGAGAAGGGACACUUUGAACGGAGCGGCUUGGAGAACAGCACGGCUGCCGCCCCGGAGUGCGUGCGGAUCCUAGUGACAGAGAGUCAGAGCGAAUGGCUGAUCAUCCACAGCAUCAGCAUCUGGACCAAACCAAACAGCUAAGGGGGUGCAGGGGAUAGAGGCAUGGCUGGUGACCCACACACCAGGGAGCUGGCCUCCCUUCUCAGGGGCAAGCAAGCGGUUCGGGGGUGUCUGAGGGGCAAUGGAGGGUGGUGGCACUGCCCCUCCCAGGCAAUGGCACCCUGCAGGGGAGGCACAGUGAGGGCCUAGUGGGGAAGGAAGAUGGGGCACUGAGGGUCAAGGCAGUGGCAUAGCAGGAUCCUGGUAGCAUGGCAGGAUGAUGCAUUAGGGCACGAAAUGGGAGCUAAUGCAGUACAUUGAUACUCUGGCCUUUCAGGGCGCCCUAUGUCCUUGGGCACUAAUUGCCGGUGGAUAGGAGAGCCUGGCCCCACAGAGCUGACUGACUCCUCUGAACUACUUCCUCUGGGGGCCGUGCAGUCAGAACCAGACCCAGGUAAGGCGUCCCGCUGGGCCAGACCCCAGGAGCGAGACCUGGAAUGGUGCUUGCAGCAGACCGCUGGGGCUCUGGAGAGGUCAGGAGAGCCAGCAGUGCCCAGCUCGGGGCAGGUUCAGAGCAUUGUCCACUGGGGAACUCUAGCCCAGACGUGGGCAAAACCAAUCCCCCAGCGUGUGAGGCUGCUCCCAGGGCAGAGGCAGCCACGGGGGAAACCUUGCCUCAGGAUCCUACUGCUCACAGUCGACCUGCUCUACCCCAACAGUUUAAACUGGCCGUCCAACCUCUCCAGCCUGAUGGCUAAAAUGCUGUACCCCAAAUGCCAGGGGGCUACAUUCCCGGUGGGAGGGGCAGGUUAUUAAUCACAUUCAUUACAGCAGUGCCUAGGAACCAACCAAAAUCAGGGCCUGGUUGUGGUAGGUGCUGCACAAACACAGAGUGGCAGACAAUCCCUGCCCAUCAAGCGCUUACAAUCUAACUAGACAAGACAGCCUGCUCCCCAGCCCCCUCCUCGCUCCUGACUUCUUCCGAAACCACAUUGAGCCCCUAGAAGCAGGGCCUUGUGUGGCCCCUGGCACCACGGGGCCAAAUACAGGGGCAAGAACUCCUCCGUUCUGUGGCAGUGUUCAUCUAGUGUAUCCACUGUUAGGCUCAAGCCUUUGACAAUCGCAAGAUUGGCUUAAAAGUCAUGAGAUUUUUACAAACAUCAUAAAUAUUUGGUUCUUUUCACUUGC